Molecule: messenger RNA, 1970 nt
Organism: Trametes versicolor FP-101664 SS1
Lineage: Eukaryota; Fungi; Basidiomycota; Agaricomycetes; Polyporales; Polyporaceae
Exons: 4
Coding region: 492-740 (82 amino acids)
Source: RefSeq, a predicted model, not a curated record
CCUCUCUCGUCCUCGCCCGCCCCGUUUGUGCUCAUAGUUUGCAUAUAGCUUGCCUAGUAUACCCCUGAAGCGCCUCCGGACAGAUUGCGCCCGCUCCAGUGCUGCUGCGGCGUCUGUGGCCCCGACACACCGGGACUCGCCAGGCGGUGAACACGCCCUGCAGACAUGCAACCUCGACGCUUCGCUCUACAAACGACCGGGAAUCACUAGACAUACUAGCCCCAUGACGCUAUCACGAGUACAAAUACGCCGCUGCAUUCCGUCGACCGCAGUGAUUGUCGCACCUCCCCGCCCUUCCUCGUCCCUCGCGUCGUUCUACGUCAACGGGUAUGCGAAUUAUCUAUGCGAGGUCGUCGGCGGCACUCUGGCCUUUUUCCGGCGCUUCAAGCUUGCUACGCGAAGUACUCGAUGCCCCGCACGCGCAACUCAAUGGGCCGCGCUGAACCGACGACAGAGGAUACGCCCUGGUCGUACGAUGACGGCGCACCCGCAUGCGUGUGGAAAUCGCGCUCGCCGCGCCCGCCGUGCCGCUCACCGGUACACGACCCCUCACCGAUCCCCGUCGACUCUCUCACCGCAAUAACGGAGUGGGCAUGCGCGAGAUGAGCACAGCACCACCAGGACGUGCCGAUCGUGCAUCAGGCCGCCUGCGCGCAAAAACGCGAAGAACUCGUGCCGCAGCGCUCGUCUCCGCCUCUGCGCCCGGCCCUCGCCUCUUCGGAACGUGCCUGUCCGCCUAGGACGACGCCGGCGCUGUACCGUCGCGUCAAGCACGCGCUCGUGGCGCCGCACCUGGAGCCAGACCCCGGGGCACAACAUCGACUUCGCGCUUCGGCGACGUGCCCGGGAGCCUCUAAAACACGACGGAGGGCUCCCAUGCACCUCGGCGCAUACACGUCUCCAAUCUGGGCGCGAUCCGAGCAAAAAAUAUUCGGUCGCUAUCGGCCAAUUUCAUUGGCGAACGGCCGAUUUGCUGGGCAGACACGAAACACAUCGCCUGUCCCGUCGCCGUCUCACUCGCUAUCGACGUGAAUCCUGGACAGGACAUCACCGUGGACGGUCGCAGCGGCCCUCCGCUGCCACUAACCGCGUACGAGCGCGUACAUCGACGCAAAUCGCAUAUUUCGGCGGCAGGACCAUCACGAGCGCGUCGCUGUCGAACGAGCCGGCGCGCGUACCUCGGCCCCCGACGCCCAUCCUCGAGUAUCGCACGAGGACCUUUCCGGACCCGCUUCAGGUGCGCCCGGAUCAAAAACUCGUACAACUUCUGCCACGGAGCGCCCCCUCGUCCCCGCCUCCGCGUGCAGCCUCUUCGGGACACCCUCGAGUGCUCCCGACGGUGCCGGCGCCGUACAACGACACCAACGACGCAGACGUCGGGCCGAGUCCGCGGGGAGGCCCGACACCAAGAUAUCGACGUCGCGCUCUAACGGCGCGCACCCGGCCUCUCAAAACGCGACGGCAGAGUCUAUGCACCAGGACGCAUGCGCCCACCGCGCGGCGGCGCGAUCCGAGGAGAAAAAAAAUCGGCCGUUUUCGACUGAUUUCAUUGGUGUCGGCGCGACUGAGCGCGUGCGACCGCUGCCCCGCCGCCGUCCCGCCCUCUGGCGCCCCGCCAACUCGCAGGCGCACUCCGAGGCACCUCCCAGGCUCGCUCGAACUGUUCCAGUCGUGCGUGACGACUUUGUGAUUCGGCUGGAUAGUCGCAGGAGCCUCGACGCGCGACGAUCACCGUCGAUCUCGCCCCCUGACGGCGCGGCUCAUGCGUCUGCGAACGGAGCCACAGGCAUAGCGUACCAAGAUACGCACGCCCCUCACAUAUCGACGCCAUCUGUGCACAAACGAGCGAGUCGUGCUCGCCCGAAUUCCGAUUCAGGCCCCGGAUCAUCAAAUUCGGCGUCCCGCCACCGUCCCGCCGCCGAUGGUCAUGUCGCGCGGGGAGCGCACUUAUGGGCGUGCACGAGGCUGCG